AUGUUCCGCGCACAGCAGAAUGCCUUCGAUGAUGUCGUCGCCAAGGCGACUGACGAGAAUCUUACUUCCGAAAACUGGGAGUAUAUUAUGGAUGUCUGCGACAAGGUGACGACCGAAGAGAGCGGGUCCAAGGAUGCCGUGGCAACUAUGAUCAAGAGACUGGCGCACAGAAAUGCCAACGUUCAAUUAUACACUUUGGAGCUUGCCAAUGCGCUCAGCCAAAACUGCGGUCCAAAGAUGCACCGAGAGCUUGCGUCACGAGCUUUCACAGACGCCCUUCUGCGACUAGCCAAUGAUCGAAAUACUCAUCAGCAAGUCAAAGCGAAGAUACUAGAGCGGAUGCAGGAAUGGGCAGAGAUGUUCAACGAUCCCGACCUUGGAAUCAUGAAAGACCAGUAUCACAGACUCAAGAGUCAGAACCCCAACCUACAUCCUCCUUCCGCCCCAUCGAAGAGCCGGCUUACCGAUGUCGAUCGGCAGAAGGAAGAGGAGGAACUGCAGAUGGCCCUAAAGCUAUCCAUCCAAGAUAAAGGCGCCCAGUCGCAGGCAAAGGCAUCCCAGCCAUCAGGCUCCUCCGCUGGACCUCAACCAGUUAUACAGCAACAACCCGUGCCUUCUGGUACAACUGCUGCAACUGUGUCCCGUGUGCGAGCGCUAUUCGAUUUCCACGCCACUGACCCGGAUGAGUUGACAUUCCGAAAAGGGGAUAUUAUUGCGGUUCUCGAGUCGGUGUACAAGGAUUGGUGGAAAGGCUUGUUACGAGGGCAAACUGGCAUUUUCCCUUUGAAUUAUGUUGAGAAAUUGGCCGACCCAACACCCGAGGAGCUGCAAAGAGAAGCCCAAAUGGAGGCCGAAGUGUUUGCAGAGAUUAAAAACGUCGAGAAGCUGCUCACCCUGCUGAGCACUUCAACCUCUGACCUGAACGUUCGAGAUAAUGAAGAGAUUACGACCCUCUAUCACUCUACCCUGGCUAUUCGGCCAAAGCUCAUCGAGCUCAUUGGGAAAUACUCCCAGAGAAAAGAUGACUUUACCCAACUCAACGAGAGAUUUAUUAAAUCUUGUCGUGACUAUGAGAAUCUGUUGGAUGCCUCUAUGACUCAAGCUCAACCGAGUUACCAGUAUGGACGUCCAGCGCAAGGCUAUGGUGGAGGUUAUCCGCCACAAGCCGCUCCACCUCAGCAAGAUCCCCAGAGAUAUUAUACUCCUAAUCCUCAAGAGCAACAAUAUCCUCAGCAACCUUCUUCUCCCCAAGGCUAUCCCCCACAGCCUCACCGCACGGGCCCAGCUCCAUUUUAUGUUGUUGGCCAAAAACAACAGCAACAGCAGCAACAGCAACCGCCCUCUGAGCCUCAUGGACACCAGAAAUACCCGCCACAUGAUUCGACGCCACGGAUUCCUUCAGGCUCAAAACCCGCCCCUCUCCAAACCACCUCCCCUCCGCCGGCCAGCCAAUACCCCCCUCAACAGCCUCAAACGGGCUACCCCCCUCAGAAUACCUAUUCCAACCCCCAGGAACUGGCCACUUCUGUUUACGACUCACCCAUAAACCAGCAAAAUCCUAACGCUCCUUAUAGUGCCUCUGUAUAUUCAUCUGAGGAUCCCUACUCCGCUGAGCCUACGGGAAACCAGCAACCCCCUCCAAGCCAACAGCAAUACAACGCUUACCCUGGGGUUCCCCAGCCAUCCCAACCUCCCGCUCAGCAACAACCAGGCUAUGAACCACCUCCGCCACCACCAGGUUCGGGCCACGUACCAGCACCUUUGAAUGUGAAUGCUCCUUAUCCAGUUAUUAGCGAGGGUCGUGACGCAAGACAGACAUUACCAAGUCAGGGUGCGCCUCCGGGGCAAUAUAAGGCGUACCAGAGACCAGGCUCAUCUGGAGGGGAGGCAGCCCCAUUGGCACCAAGUGCACCACCUGGGGGACCGGCGGACUUUUACAGACAAAGUACUGCAUAUUAG
Messenger RNA from Venustampulla echinocandica, 1959 nucleotides. RefSeq lists its product as uncharacterized. Gene Ontology annotation, biological process: protein transport to vacuole involved in ubiquitin-dependent protein catabolic process via the multivesicular body sorting pathway. Gene Ontology annotation, molecular function: ubiquitin binding; phosphatidylinositol binding. The record is from RefSeq and is a predicted model, not a curated record. NCBI's taxonomy places the organism in Eukaryota, Fungi, Ascomycota, Leotiomycetes, Helotiales, Pleuroascaceae. Gene Ontology annotation, cellular component: ESCRT-0 complex. The transcript has 6 exons. Bases 1 to 1959 code for a protein of 652 amino acids.